AUGUCCUUCUCAUUUGGCUUUUCUGGAGACGACAUAGAGCACGACGUCGAUGAGUCUCUCACACAAAUCCCAGCCAUCACAUCCCAAACCCAAGCCCCAGCCUCAUACAGCGCUUUCCCCGUCGCCGGCAAGCCCCAGAUACCAGCAACUCGCCACGCCCUAUCCGACUUUCUCUCACAGCUGCCAUCCAAACUCGCCUACGAUCUGCUGGACAUCGACGUAGCCGACGAUGGCGCCAGUGAGACUCGCCUGCGGCUGCCUCGCCGCGAACUAUGGGAUGUAAGGGUGCAGCUCAUGGCUGAGGAUGACGAGGUGGUCGAUGGUGAGGAUCGGGUCGACGAUGGAGGGCUGGGGAAGCAUGAUGUCAAGACGGGCAUCUAUGAAGGCGGCUUCAAGAGCUGGGAGAGCAGCAUUGAUCUCGUCAAGGUGCUUGCUGCUCAGGAUGAGCUGACUGCCGCUCAGCAGGCUUCGUCCUUUCGUGUAAUCGAGCUGGGUUGUGGAACUGCUCUCCCCUCCCUUGCAAUGUUCACUUGGAUUAUGCAAAGACAAUCACGCAAUCAAUGGCAUCAAAGGCCCUGCUCCUUCGUAUUGGCCGACUACAACCCAUCUGUCCUCCGCCUCGUCACCUUGCCCAACUUUGUUCUCGCCUGGGCCCUCCAUAACACACAGGAUCCGGUUCUCCAGGACGCCUUCAGCAUCGAAGGUGAGCUUGAACUAUCGCCCAGUAUAGUCCAAGCUUUCGAGCAGUUCCUCUCAUCCAGCAGUAUUGACUUGUCCUUCAUCUCCGGAGCAUGGUCCCCCGAGUUCAUCAGCUGCCUGUACGAUUUGCCAGCCUUCUCAACUGGCCUGCCAGCACCAACGACACUCAUGGUGGGCGCAGAGACCAUCUACUCCCCAUUUGCCCUGCAGGCAUUUACACAAACAAUCUUUACCAUCCUAGAACAAGAAAGGGGCUCUGGUGCUACAGCAGCUGCAUAUGUAGCCGCAAAAAGACUAUACUUUGGAGUUGGUGGCUCGCUGGACGACUUCAUCGAAGCGGCCCGGUCAAAAGGCGCCACAGUUUCAGAGCUAAGAGAGGAGAGCGAGGGCGUACGACGCGGUGUUGUUCACUGCAUCUUGCAGCAGCAGUCAUGA
Messenger RNA from Trichoderma virens Gv29-8, 1134 nucleotides. RefSeq lists its product as uncharacterized. NCBI's taxonomy places the organism in Eukaryota, Fungi, Ascomycota, Sordariomycetes, Hypocreales, Hypocreaceae. The record is from RefSeq and is a predicted model, not a curated record. The coding region runs from base 1 to 1134 and encodes 377 amino acids. Gene Ontology annotation, biological process: peptidyl-histidine methylation, to form tele-methylhistidine. The transcript is spliced from 2 exons. Gene Ontology annotation, molecular function: protein-L-histidine N-tele-methyltransferase activity.